Messenger RNA from Dromiciops gliroides (monito del monte), 558 nucleotides. RefSeq names its product FXYD domain containing ion transport regulator 1 (gene FXYD1). Gene Ontology annotation, cellular component: membrane. The record is from RefSeq and is a predicted model, not a curated record. Gene Ontology annotation, biological process: regulation of sodium ion transmembrane transporter activity; monoatomic ion transport. The transcript has 8 exons. Gene Ontology annotation, molecular function: sodium channel regulator activity. Lineage: Eukaryota; Metazoa; Chordata; Mammalia; Microbiotheria; Microbiotheriidae. Bases 163 to 441 code for a protein of 92 amino acids.
GGCUCCAGUUACAGUGCCUGGGGAGGAGAAGAGAGGAGAAGGGAGGGGAGGAAGAGGAGGAGGAGGGGGGCGGUGCAUCCAGGCCCAGGGGGUCCUCAGCAGAGCCUUCUGGACCCCUGAGCACAGACAGCCUAGGAUCGAGUACCGGUCUCUUUGGGAACAAUGGAGCCCCUCACCCAGCUCCUGCUCGUCUGCAUAGCGCUGAUCUCAACAGCCAAGGCUGAAGCUCCAAAGGAAAGAGACCCAUUCACAUAUGACUACCAGUCCCUGAGGAUUGGAGGGCUAGUUUUUGCUGGCAUCCUCUUCAUCCUUGGCAUCCUCAUUAUCCUCAGCCGGAAAUGUCGCUGCAAAUUCAACCAACAGCAAAAAACUGGGGAACCCGAUGAAGAAGAGGGUACUUUCCGCAGUUCCAUCCGCCGCCUCUCCAGCAGAAGGCGGUAGGAGCCUGAGAUGAAGUCAGAGACUGAGCAGGUUUCCCAGAUAUCCUGACCGCGGUCCCACUCCCACGGUGCCCCCAGCUCCUCCAAACCUGUAAUAAAGGCCAGUCUUCACCGUGCA